GGGCGCGCGCGCGGGCGAACGGAGUUGAGGCUGGGGCUUGCUGCUCUGGGUACGCGUAGGCGUCCGGCUUUGAAAUGCAGCGGGAUUUAGUGAGUUUCCCGCUGUCCCCAGCGGUGCGGGUGAAGCUGGUGUCUGCAGGUUUCCAGACUGCUGAGGAACUCCUAGAGAUGAAACCGUCCGAGCUCAGCAAAGAAGUUGGGAUAUCUAAAGAGGAAGCCUUAGAAACUCUGCAGAUUUUAAGAAGAGAAUGUCUUACAAUUAAAUCAAGAUACACUGCUACAGCUGAGUCAGGCAAGAAUUGUACAGCACUGGAACUUCUUGAGCAGGAGCAUACCCAGAGCUUCAUAAUUACCUUCUGUUCAGCACUAGAUAAUAUUCUUGGGGGUGGAAUACCCUUAACCAAAACAACAGAAAUUUGUGGUGUACCGGGUGUUGGAAAGACACAAUUAUGUAUGCAGUUGGCAGUAGAUGUGCAGAUACCAGAAUGUUUUGGAGGAGUGGAAGGUGAAGCAGUUUUUAUUGAUACUGAAGGAAGUUUUAUGGUUGAUAGAGUGGUAGACCUUGCUACUGCCUGCAUUCAGCACCUUCACCUUACAGCAGAAACACAUAUGGGAGGGGAGCACCCAAAAGCUUUGGAGGAUUUCACUCUGGAAAAUAUUCUUUCCCAUAUUUACUAUUUUCGUUGUCGUGACUAUACAGAGCUGUUGGCACAAGUUUAUCUCCUUCCAGACUUCCUUUCAGAACACUCAAAGGUUCGAUUAGUGAUAGUGGAUGGUAUUGCUUUUCCUUUUCGUCAUGACCUAGAUGACCUAGCCCUUCGUACUCGAUUACUAAAUGGCCUAGCCCAGCAAAUGAUCAGCCUUGCAAAUAGCCACAGAUUAGCUGUACUUUUAACUAAUCAGAUGACAACGAAGAUUGAUAGAAAUCAGGCCUUGCUUGUUCCUGCAUUGGGGGAAAGUUGGGGACAUGCUGCUACAAUACGGCUAAUCUUUCAUUGGGACCAAAAGCAAAGGUUGGCAACAUUGUACAAAUCACCAAGCCAGAAGGAAUCUACAGUACUGUUUCAAAUCACACCUCAGGGAUUUAGAGAUGCUGUUGUAUCUUCUUUGCAAACAGAAGGUUCACUGAAUUUCCGGAAACGGUCACGAGAAUCAGAAGAACAGGAAUCCAAAGACUAGUCUUAAAGUAUACAUAUGUGUUGAUGCUGUGAGAUGUAAUAUAUACAAGUAGUAGACUCUUUAUUUUAAAAUAUAAACACAUACUGUGGCAUAUAUGAAUCAAGAGCAUAUGAAGUGAAUGUGAAAAACAUUAAAUGAGUAUGAUUCUCUGAAUUUUUCUAAAGCAGUUCUACAAUUAUAUUUUGCCCUGUUUUCACUUUUAGUAACAGCAGAGAUAAUGCAGGUAUUGUAUUUUUGCAAGUGUGGAAAGCUGAUCUCAUGUAGCCAAUCUGAAUUUACCAUUCAGAUUGUUUUUGCCUUUUUCUUUGCUAGUUGCCGAGAAAAUCCUAGGAAGAAAAGGUUUGUUUUUCUUUGUUUUUUUUCACAUUCCUAUUGGGUUUUUCUCUUUAAAUGUAGAUUUUUUUUUUUUUAAAGAUUUUAUAUAUUUGAGAGAGAGAGAGUGAGAGAGGGUACACAAGCAAGGGGUAGUGGGAGAGGGAGAAGCUGGCUUCCCUUGGAGCAGGAAGUUCUGGGCUAGAUCCCAGGACCCUGGGAUCUUGACCUGAGCCAAAGGCAGACACUUAACAACUGAGCCACCCAACUGUCCCUAAAUGUAGUUUUGAUAAUUCUUAAAAAUGACCUGGUUGUGAGCCAUCUCUUAGUUGACAUCAUGGCCGCCCUCAGACCUUUGGUGAACCCCAAUACCGUUAAAAAGAGAAUCAAGAAGUUCAUCCAGCACCAGGCAGACUGAUAUAUCAAAAUUAAGCACAAUGGCGAAAACCCAGAGUCAUUGACAAUAGGGUGCACAGAAGCGAGGGCUAGAUCUUGAUGCCCAAAACUGGUUACAGGAGCAACAAGAAAACAAAGCACAUGCUGCCCAGUGGUUUCUCAAGUUCCUGGUCCACAGUGUCAAGGAGCUUGAAGUGCUGCUGAUGUGUAGCAAAUCUUACUGUGUGGAGAUUGCUCACAGUAUAUCCUCCAAGAACCACAAAGCCACUGGAAAGAGCAAUCCUGCUGGCCAUCAGAGUCACCAGUCCCAAUGCCAGGCUGCGCAGCGAAGAAAAAGAAUAGACAGUUUAUGUGCAUGUCGUAUUUGUGUUCAUAAAACUACAAAAAAAGAAAAAGGCUUGUUUUUAGUAUUAUAAAGAAAAGCCAGCACCAUGAGUCAGCAUAUUAUUGUAUUUAGUUUUAAUGGUAGGAUACAAAUUUUAGUAGUGACCCCCAUCCUAAUUUAGUGACCCUAAUCCCCAAAUCCUAAGCCAUUUAUUUAUUUUUUAUGUUACUUUAUGUUAAGGGAAGGACUUGGAGCUGUUACCUUAUCUAGAAAUUGUCUAGAAUGUUCAUCUUCCAGAAUACUCAAGUUGAUAAUUAUUUAUUUCUACAUUUUGGAAACAUGGUGUGAUCCAUUCUAGAAUUCUAGAUGUAUUGACAUUUUCCUUUGAAUAUUCUUAAAACUUGGAAUAAAUUAAGAAUUUGGAUUCUUGAGUAGUUUUAAAAUUAUCUAAAAAUAUUUUGGCACCUGAUUCUUCUUAGUAUUUCUCCAUUCAUUCACAAAAUUUACUGUGGUUUUCAGUGGAAGAAAAUUAUUUAAAUAAUUCAAUAUCAUAUACUAUGACAACCAUGUUCUCCAGAUUUAGUGAUACUUGGUAUUUCCAGUCCCAGACUGACCAUUAAAUGAAUAAAAUUUUAAAAAUAUAA
Messenger RNA from Mustela lutreola (European mink), 2855 nucleotides. RefSeq names its product RAD51 paralog C (gene RAD51C). Gene Ontology annotation, biological process: reciprocal meiotic recombination; DNA repair; meiotic DNA recombinase assembly. The transcript has 9 exons. The record is from RefSeq and is a predicted model, not a curated record. Lineage: Eukaryota; Metazoa; Chordata; Mammalia; Carnivora; Mustelidae. Gene Ontology annotation, molecular function: crossover junction DNA endonuclease activity; four-way junction DNA binding; ATP-dependent DNA damage sensor activity. Gene Ontology annotation, cellular component: replication fork; Rad51B-Rad51C-Rad51D-XRCC2 complex; Rad51C-XRCC3 complex. The coding region runs from base 75 to 1178 and encodes 367 amino acids.